AUGGAAAGGUAUCUGGAAACUUUAGACAGUGAUGACACACAGUCAGAAGGAGGGUCAAAAAGGAAGGACAGAUAUAUGGAUAACGAGGAAGAUGAUAUUUUUAGAAAGAGCAAAAAGUUCUCGAGAACCCCAACAAAAAAUCAAGAGAAAAGAAAUGAAGAAACAAAAAUUGAUCAAUUAUUAAUAAUGAUGAGCCACCUCACCGAUGACAUUAAGGAAAUAAAAAGAAAUCAAAAAGAAAGCAAGGAAGCAAUAGAAAAGCUCAUUAUAGAAAACAGAGCGCUGAGAAAAGAAAAUGCGGAACUAAAACAAGAGAAUAUAGAAAUCAAGGAGGAACUCAGAGAAAUAACAAACCACAUGGAAGUUAUGGAAAAACACCGACGAAUAAAUAACGUAGUCAUGAACGGUCUAAGGAUAGACACAUAUGAACAAGCAGGGUUAAAAGAAACAACUAACAAUUUCAUCAAACAACACUUAGGAGUAGAGGUUAAAAUAAGGAAUGCUCACAAGCUAGGAGAAAACACAUGCCUCAUUGAAUUAGAAAACCAGGAAGAAAAAAGAAAAAUAAUGGAAAAAAAGUAUAAGUUAAAAGAAAUAAGAGGGCUGAAGGUAUAUAUUAACGAAGAUGCAACCAUAAGAGAACGAGAAAUACAGAAAACAAUUAGAAACAUUGCUCAGGAAGAAAGAAACAAAGGAAAUGAAGUCAAGAUUGGAGUAAAAAAAAUAUGGGAAGACGAUCAAUGGGAAGACCAAGAAAACGAUGGAAUAACAACUUACUGGAGCCACAUUGACAAACAGACAGUCUUGUCUACACAAAAAGAAGAACAAGAAGAAGAAUCUUACUACUCGCAGUGCUAG
Diabrotica virgifera virgifera (western corn rootworm) is the source of this 858-nucleotide messenger RNA. RefSeq lists its product as uncharacterized. Lineage: Eukaryota; Metazoa; Arthropoda; Insecta; Coleoptera; Chrysomelidae. The transcript has 2 exons. The record is from RefSeq and is a predicted model, not a curated record. The coding region runs from base 1 to 858 and encodes 285 amino acids.